GUCGUCAUGCCCGCGUAGCUGAGUUAAAAGCGUCGUCAGGCCUCGCGUGUUGGUACUGCUCCAGCGAGAUGCCGACGCCGCGCCCCGCGUAGCCGCACUUUCACGCGCUGGCCGCGUCAAGCUGCGCCGCAAGUGCAGUGAGCCUCGAGCCCUCGACACGCUGCAGCGCUGCGCUUCGCGGGAGGCCGCCUUGCCGUUGCUCGCCCUUCGUGCGCUACUAUGUGCUUGCCACAACACCAUGGCCAUGCCGCUGCUUCUUGUUGACCGGCGCAUGUCAACAAUCACGUGAUGUUGUGCUGCCGUAUCUCACUGGCUUGGGGGCGACGGGAAGCAGGGUCGAAGGCAAAAAGGAAAUUCAACGAGAGCUUUGUUUAAAUCAGACCAAAUGCGAGUUCCAGGGGUUACGCGGUCGGAGACAUAAUUUGAGGAUGAAAUAUGGAUAACUUAACCGGGCCGGCCUGCAAGCUCAGUGUACAGGCUCCAGCACCGCACGGGCCAUGCAACGCAAAUCCAGCAACACUAAACUCCGGCCCAGUUGAGCCAACCCAGACUUGUUCAAAACAGAAGUCACCACGCGCCACGAACGCACGGGUUCCGGCAACCGACGGAAAAUCACCAGUCACCACCGCGGCGCAAACUCCUUGCAUGGCCUUGGUUUGGUAGCUAUUGAGAUGUUUCGCUGGAUGGAGAUGGAGAAUGUAGCACCAAAUGACGUCACCUUUCUUGCAAUCCUGUCAGCAUGCAGCCAUGUUGGAUUGACUGAUUUGGGUCGCUGGUAUUUCAAAAUAAUGGUUUCUCAGUACAUGGUUAAGCCACGAGUUGAACACUAUGGAUGCAUGGUCGAUCUACUUGGCCGUGCUAGUUAUUUGAUGGAAGCUCAGGACUUAGUUCAGGACAUGCCUUUCAAGGCCAAUGCAGCAAUAUGGGGAGCUCUUACUGCUGCUGCUCGGACACAUACUGAUGCUGAGCUUGGCAAACAAGCUUUGUUGCAUUUGAUUGAGCUUCAGCCUCACAACAGUGGGGACUAUAAUCUCCUAUCUAAUAUCUAUGCAGAACAGGAGAGGUGGGAUGUUGUGAGCAAACUUCGGAAGCAAAUCAAAGACAGGGGCUUAAGAAAUGUUCCAGGGAGUUCUAUUAUUGAAUUCGAUGGCAUGGUUCAUGAGUUCACUUCGAGAGAUGGAUCACAUCCUGGCUUACACAAGAUAUGUCACGUACUAUGUGAGAUCACCAGCAUGAAAUCUAUUAGUUUUGUUGCUUUGCUUCCUGAAGUAUUGCGUGAUAUUCAAGAAGGGUGUGACCAUUAUUCACAUCAUAGCCCAGGUGUGCCAAGCUAAAGUUUCUGUGAAAUUGGCAGCAUGGUUCAGCUCACACCUACAGUGAAUCCCAUCCGUGCAUACAGAAGAUGUUGAUCUUUUAUAUGACAUCAGUUUUUUUGAGGUAACCUGAAGUCCCACUGAUUAUGCCUGAUACUUUACUUUGUAUGGAAGGAUUAAAUAUUCUGGUACACUCUGCAAGAAAUAUACUCACUCCGUUCCAUAAUUCUUGUCUCAAAUUUGCCAAAAAAUGGAUGUAUCUAUUCCUAAAAAGUGUCUAGAUAUAUGUAAUAUUUCGACAAGAAUUAUGGAACGAAUGAAUAUUAUAUAGAGAGAGUAUAUAUUCUACUUUAUCAUUUUUGAUAAAUUCUAUAUGCUAUUUCUAAGAUACUUCAACGCGAACUACAUGAAAUUUUUGUAAGUUGGAACUUAGUUUUUAUUGUGUUUGAGAAAUACCUUCAUAUUUGUACAUAUAAUAGAGUAUAUUAAAAAGCUGCA
Brachypodium distachyon (stiff brome) is the source of this 1811-nucleotide messenger RNA. Its product is annotated as pentatricopeptide repeat-containing protein At5g56310-like. Gene Ontology annotation, biological process: RNA modification. NCBI's taxonomy places the organism in Eukaryota, Viridiplantae, Streptophyta, Magnoliopsida, Poales, Poaceae. The record is from RefSeq and is a predicted model, not a curated record. Gene Ontology annotation, molecular function: RNA binding; protein binding.